This is a messenger RNA of Podarcis lilfordi (Lilford's wall lizard), 348 nucleotides long. NCBI's taxonomy places the organism in Eukaryota, Metazoa, Chordata, Lepidosauria, Squamata, Lacertidae. The record is from the annotation of a GenBank genome assembly.
AUGCCCAAUGCUCUUGCACCAUGGGGGGAAGUCCUGCUCUCUAUCACCACUACCAAACACAAACAAUUGAACAAGGUUUCUUGCUGCCUGGUACGUGGCAAAGCGGGUGGACAGCUGCAGCCACAGCGCCUUUGCUUCUGCCACACAGAUCGACGUUGCCAAUUCCUUGAACCGGGGUGGGAGAGCCGUUGCAAUACCCCUGCCAUCGGGUGUUGUCCCUUGUGGGCUGCCUGCCUGUGCCGGUGCGCCCUUACCCCAAAUUGUGUGGGUGCCAAAUCCUCCUUCACUGACCACUCAAAAGGCCCUGUAAAUUGUCUGCUCUUGCCCUUCCGGUUCUGUUCCUUGUAG